Molecule: messenger RNA, 3027 nt
Organism: Corythoichthys intestinalis (scribbled pipefish)
Lineage: Eukaryota; Metazoa; Chordata; Actinopteri; Syngnathiformes; Syngnathidae
Gene: blmh
Product: bleomycin hydrolase
Exons: 12
Coding region: 140-1498 (452 amino acids)
Biological process (GO): response to toxic substance; proteolysis; L-homocysteine catabolic process
Cellular component (GO): cytoplasm
Molecular function (GO): cysteine-type aminopeptidase activity
Source: RefSeq, a predicted model, not a curated record
GUGAAUAAAAGCGAAUACUCCGCCUCCCCGUUGACGUAAAAGCACUGUGGUUGACUGACGUCGACAAAGACCCGGCGUUUGUUAUAUUUUACGUUCCGUUGACAUUUCACACUCAACGCUUUUUCAAGUCAAAGAAGAUAUGGAAGUUGGUCUUAGUCGGGAAAAGGCUGCCACCUUUCUAAAGCGCCUUCAAGCAGAGCCUCGCUACCUUUUAGCGCAGAAUGUGUCAACAUGCACCGACCCAAUGGAAGUUUGCCUACACCGAAAGACUGUCCAGGAUACUGUGCACAUCUUUGAGCAUGCUAUCCCUGCAGAGGGCAAGCCUGUCACCAACCAAAAAAAUUCAGGCAGGUGUUGGAUCUUUUCAUGUCUCAAUGUCAUGCGACUUCCCUUCAUGAAGAAGUUUAACAUAGAGGAGUUUGAGUUUAGUCAGUCCUAUCUCUUUUUCUGGGAUAAGAUUGAGCGGUCGUACUACUUCCUUCAUGCCUUCGUGGAGACUGCACAGAAGAAGCAGCCAAUGGAUGGACGGCUGCUACAAUUCCUUCUUUUCAAUCCAGCUAAUGAUGGAGGACAGUGGGAUAUGUUGGUCAAUCUCAUUGAAAAGUAUGGUGUAAUACCAAAGAAAUGCUUCCCAGAGGCAAACAGCUCAGAGGACUCCCGCAAAAUGAAUGGCCUUCUUAAUCAUAAGCUAAGAGAAUACUGCUACAAAUUGAGGAGCUUGGUGGACAAUGAAGUACCUCAAUCAGAAAUUUCCGAUGCCAUCAACACCAUGAUGGAGGAGGUGUUCCGGGUGGUUAGCGUUUGUCUUGGCAGCCCACCUGAGACCAUAUGUUGGGAGUACCGAGAUAAGGAUAAGAACUUCCAUCGUGUGGGACCUAUCUCCCCCCAAGAGUUUUACAGGGUGCAUGUAAAACCCCUGUACAACAUGGAGGACAAAAUCUGCCUUGUGAAUGACCCUCGACCCCAAAACACCUUCGGGAAACUGUACAGUGUAGAGUACCUUGGUAAUAUGGUGGAAGGUCGUAAGACACUCUACAACAAUCAGCCCAUCCAGCUUCUAAAAAAAGCCGCAGCAGAGUCAAUUAAGGAGGGAGAAGCUGUGUGGUUUGGCUGUGACGUUGAAAAACAUUUCCAUGGCAAGCUGGGCAUUAACGACUUGAAUGUCUUCAACUAUGAGCUGGUGUUUGGAGUUUCAGUGCAGAACCUCACUAAGGCAGAGCGCCUAGUAUGUGGAGACUCUCUCAUGACCCAUGCCAUGAUCCUUACUGCUGUGACGGAAAAGGAUGGAAAAGAAGGCUUUGAAAAGUGGAGGGUAGAAAACUCCUGGGGAGAUGACCGUGGAAACAAAGGUUACCUCAUCAUGACAGACGACUGGUUCUCAGAGUAUGUGUAUGAGGUGGUGGUGGACAAGAAGUACCUCUCCCCUGAUGUUCUUGACGUAAUGAAUCAAGAGCCUUUUAUACUUCCUGCCUGGGACCCGAUGGGAUCUCUGGCCUAAGUCUGGACACCCAUGUUUUUAACCACAAUCCCUAGCUCAUUUGCUUUUAUGAGCUAUUUUAAUUCUUAUUUUUGAACAGACCAAGAUGAUUUCAAAACGUUUUUUCAUCAUGUGACCUACAACCUGUAGAGCGUAAUAUAAGAUAUUUAUGAGGAAAAAAAAUAAUAUACAAAAUAAUAAUAAUUUUAAAAAAGGGUAACAGGGGCAGCAGCAUUAGUAAGGAAGCCCAGACUUCCCCCUCCCAAGCCACUUCGACCAAUCCAGGGGGAUCCCAAGGCGUUCCCAGGCCAGCAGAGAGACAUGGUCCCUCUAGCGUGUCCUGGGUAAUCCCAUAGGCCUCCCGCCAGUGGGACAUGCCUGGAACACCUCUGUAGGGAGGCAUCCGAACCAGAUGCCCGAGCCACCUCAGCUGGCUCCUCUCAAUAAGGAGGAGCAGUGGCUCGACCCUGAUGACCGAGCUUCUCACCUUAUCUCCAAGAGAGAGCCCAGACACACUGCUAAGGAAGUUCAUUUUGGCCGCUUGUAUCCGGGAUCUUUUUCUUUCGGUCACGACCCACAGCUCGUGACCAUAGGUGAGGGUAGGAACUUGGGUCGACUGGUAAAUCGAGAGGUUCGCCUUUUUGCUUACCUCCUUCUUCACCACAACAGACCGGUACAGAGUCCUCAUCACUGCAGACACUGCACCAAUCCGCCUGUUGAUCUCCCGCUCCCUUCUGCCCUCACUCGUGAACAAGACCCCAAGCUACUUGAUCUCCUCAACUUGGGGCAGGAUCUCAUCCCAAGCUCAGAGAGGGCACGCCAACCUUUCAAAACUGAGAACCAUGGUCUUGGGUUUGGAGGUGUUGAUCUUAAUCCAAACCGUGUCACACUCGGCUGCUAACCAAACAAAUUCAAUAUUUUUGACAUUUGUUUUGGUUAAAAUUGGCCAUGAACGCGUCUCAACGUUUUUAUGUUUAACCAUUAUCGAUGCGUCCCAGAAGUGAGGGAUGGGAUUUUUUUUUUUUUUUUUUAUCAGGAGUAAUGUGAUUUGGAUUAGUUAACAAAAUUUUGCUGAGGUAAUAAAUGACUGGAUAUUUGAUGUGCAGAAUUCUAUGAGUUUAACAUUACAGGAAAUGUUGUUGGUUUUGCCCAAUUGAAAGGAUAGUCAAAAAAAUUCAGUGAUGAUAUGGGUUUAUUAAGUAACAAACCAGUGGCCUGUACUUGGAAGCCGGUUAUCUGGCUUAGCAGGGUAACUUCGAGAGUAACGUCAUCACGUGCAGCAUAAUUUAUUGGCUAAGCGGGACUACGAAAGGUGGAUAUGUUGAAACCGGGGAAUGUUGCCAUGUCACCACACGGCAAACCUGGUCGUCUCAGAGUUAGAUCUUGCUUAACCCCAGGUGUUAUGUACUUCCUUGAUCUAAGUACAUGUAAGGCCGAGACUUGAAUGGAACAGGCCAUUUUUGUUUCAUUUUAGGGGUCUAACAAAUGGUGAAAAAGGUUUUGAAAUGAUGAAUCUUGAUCUUAUUCAGUUUUUUUUUUUUUUUUUUAAA